Glarea lozoyensis ATCC 20868 is the source of this 861-nucleotide messenger RNA. RefSeq lists its product as uncharacterized. The transcript has 4 exons. Bases 1 to 861 code for a protein of 286 amino acids. The record is from RefSeq and is a predicted model, not a curated record. NCBI's taxonomy places the organism in Eukaryota, Fungi, Ascomycota, Leotiomycetes, Helotiales, Helotiaceae.
AUGCUAUUCCCAGCCCUCAUCCUCCCCCUCCUCCCCCUCGCCCUCGCGCAAAAAUGCCCCAUCCAAUUCGACGGCCGCGUAGCGAACCGCUUACCACUAGAAGCGUUCGACACGAACGCGAGUCCAUAUAACCCUUCCUACGUUUUAGGUUCAAAUCAAAAAUGGAGUUCCGUGCUCAAAUUCCCAAGCGUGAAUGCGUCGCUGUUUGAUGCGAAUGUUUCCAAGGCUGUUGAAGUGACUGUGAACGACCAAUCCAUCUUCGCCCCCUCCGCCGAUAACGUGCAAAAAGGCUUCCGCCGCGCCGAACUCCUUCCCGUCUCCGUAACCGGCACAGACGCCUCGACGACCGGCCAAAAAACCAUUCAUUUCUCCGUCCAAAAAGACGCCGCGAGACCACUGAACAGCAGUCAUGAGUACCAGCUCUUCUUCCUCGAAAGCAACGAUUACAGCACGAAUCAGGUGACGUUGAAAUAUGGCACGAUCAUUGGGGGAAAGAAGAAGGAGGCGGAUAUGUUGACGGUGACUGGGAAUGUGAAUGCGAAUCCGGUCAAGACGGUUUUUGAGACGAGGUUUACGCCCGGAGUGUGGCAUAAUUUUGGGAUUGUGUUGGAUUUUUCUGCUGGAACUACGCAAGUUUACUACUCCACGAACCAGGCACCGCUUGCAUCGACCGGUAAGGCAGUCACAAAUAGUGUGAGUGGUCAGGGCCAGUAUCAUUUCGGGAUCUUGAAGAAACCUAUUGGCGGUGGUUCGGAUCUUCCUCACAGUGGAUAUCAACCAAGUAAGAUUAAUGAGGGUGUGAUAUUUGGAGGUAUCUUUGCGGAGGAUAGCAAGAAUGGUUGUGUGAGCUUGCAGAAGUAG